Messenger RNA from Rubroshorea leprosula, 4058 nucleotides. The record is from the annotation of a GenBank genome assembly. NCBI's taxonomy places the organism in Eukaryota, Viridiplantae, Streptophyta, Magnoliopsida, Malvales, Dipterocarpaceae.
CCAAGCCAAUUCAAGCAAGAACAAAGGAAUUAGGGGCUGUUCUUACCCAAAAAAAAUGCCCAGAAAUCACCCAUAAUCAAGAGCAGUCGGCGGAAGGACAAAGCAGAGCAGGGCAGAUCCGGCUUUUCCAGUAGGGGGGAAAGAUUUCUGGGUUCUAGGUGUGUUCUAGAGCAAGAAAGGAAGGAGAAAACCAAGCUUAUCUCACCGGUUUCUCAAAGGCAUGGCUGGGUUCCCCUUUUUUUUUUUUCGGGUGGCUACAACAGGAAGAGAUGAGCAGAAUCGGGAAAUGGCUGGGGAAGAAAGAAGGAAGGAAAAAUGGGAGGUUUAUAACACUGGCCAUGACUAAUAGAGGAGACCACUACGUGAUUUUACUUGCAUUAAUGAUUUGUUAUUGAAACGCUUUGUUCAUGUUUCAACCGAUUAUUUGGCAUGCUUUAAACUUUGAUGUUGGGCCCCCAUGUUUACUUACUGAGAUAUUUCUAUCUCACGGUUUCCUUGUUCACCAUUUCAGGUAGUGAGACUCGACGCGUGGCAAGCCCGGGGGAGUGACGAGCUAGACGGCUAGGCACUUUUGGACUUAGGUUUUUUUGUAGCUAAGCCGUUAGUCACCCAUGCUUGACAUAGAAAAUUUUGUGUACGGAAUUUAGUGUUAAUCAUGAUUGUAUAUAUGAAGUGAUAAAUUUUGUACAUUCGACUGGUAACUAUUUGGUAAAUUAAAAGGCUUAAAUCUGAAUUGCUAAGUAAGAACUCAGUAGGUCUCGAGCCUUGUGCAUUUGUGGGCCCCGCUCACGAGUGCACGGCGUCUAUUUCGCUCUUGGUUUGGGGCGUGACAAAUUUUGUGGUAUCAGAGCCUAGUCCCGGAAGUGAAAACUUGCCGGGAAAUUUCUCGUGGGAGCAAUUGAUUAAUAGUCUAUAAACCAUCAAUGGCCCAACGUGCUCGUCCGGCUCAGCUUACUUGCCACGUUUGUGGGAAGGUUGGGCACACCCGGGAUUAAUGCCACACUGUUAUUGGGGUUUGCUUCAAAUGUGGCAAGCAGGGACAUCGGAUUGCAAAUUGUCCACUACUAGACCCCAAAGCCUAGAGUACUCAGCCUACCUCUCCGCAGAGUUCUACCAGUCAGGGGGCGCAGAAACAGAGUACCGGGGUUCGGACGAGAGCCCAGCAAGCGAGAGUACAAGUGAUGACUCAUAAGGAAGCUGCGGCCACCGACGUAAUCACGGGUACCUUGCCUGUUAACUCUGAUUAUGCGCAUGUUUUAUUUGAUUCGGGUGCGUCGCACUCUUUUAUUGCUCGAUCUUAUGUUUUGAAACGAGCUUUGCCUGUUGAUACCUCUGAUUGUGAACUGCAUGUGGACACCCCUUUAGGAGGGGUGAUGACUACUAGGGAGAUGUGUAGGACUAUAGAUAUUUAUAUUGAUGGUAGACAGCUGAGUGCUAGUCUGUUUGUGUUAGAUAUCUCCGAUUUUGAUAUCAUUUUGGGGAUGGAUUGGCUGUCAAAACACUUUGCCUCUAUAGACUGUCAUCGGAAAUGGGUAAUUUUUAAUAUUCCUGGUGAGCCAGAAUUUAGUUUUCAAGGCAGUGGUUCUUUUGCUCUACCCGUGUUAGUAUCUGCCUUGCAAGCUCAGAAAUAUCUUGUAAAUGGUUGCCAAGGUUUCCUAGUCUCCGUUAUUGAUGCUAGUAGUGUGACAUUGAGACUAGAAGACAUACUAGUGGUGCAUGAGUUUCCGGAUGUAUUUCCGGAGGAUCUCCCAGGUUUACCUCCGGAUAGAGAGGUUGAAUUUGCCAUUGACCUUGUUCUUGACACCGGACCCGUUUCCAAAGCACCAUACCGUAUGGCUCCUGCAGAAUUGAAGGAGUUAAAGAAGAAGGAUGGGAGCAUGAGGCUAUGCAUUGAUUACCAGGAAUUGAAUAAGGUGAAGAUUAAACCGGAUGAUGUGCCAAAGACUGCCUUUCGCACCCGUUAUGGUCAUUAUGAGUUUAUAGUCAUGCCAUUUGGCUUGACAAAUGCCCCUGCCAGAUUUAUGGAUUUGAUGAAUCGGGUGUUUAGCAAGUACCUAGACCAGUUUGUGGUUGUCUUUAUUGACGACAUUUUGGUUUACCCUGCUAGCCAUGCUCUUCAUGAGAAGCACUUGAGGACAGUCCUCGAGACGUUGAGAAGGGAGAGGCUGUUUGCUAAAUUCAAGAAGUGUGAAUUUUGGCUAGACAAUGUUGCAUUUCUAGGUCACGUGGUGACUAAGGAUGGAAUCUCUGUUGACCCCCAGAAAAUUGAGGCCGUGGUUGAUUGGAAGAGGCCAAAUAGUGUUGCAGAAAUCCGUAGUUUUCUGGGAUUGGCUAGUUAUUACCGCCGAUUUGUGGGGGAUUUCUCUAGAAUUGCUCUGCCCAUGUCUCGUCUUAUUAGAAAAGACACCAAGUUUGAGUGGACCCCAGAGUGUGAGAAGAGCUUUUUGACCUUGAAGGAGAAGUUGAUCAUUGCUCCUGUACUUGCACUUCCAAUUAAUGGGGAAAAAUUCACUAUAUAUAGUGAUGCCUCUAAAAAGGGUUUGGGAUGUGUCUUGAUGCAAAAAGAUAGGGUUAUUGCAUAUGCUUCUCGGCAGUUAAAGCCUUAUGAAGAAAAUUACCCUACCCAUGAUCUGGAGUUGGCAGCUGUGGUAGCAGAUGCGCUGAGCAGGAAGUCCUCUGGCACUGCCUCUAGCAUCCUUGCCACUCAGAAGGAGUUACUUGAGGAUCUUGUGAAACUGGAUGUGGAGUUGAGAGUGGACAGCACUACGGCUUAUCUAGCCACCCUCAGUGCACAACCGGCCUUAAUAGAUAGAAUUAAACUUGCCCAACAAAAAGAUUCCUUCUUGCAGAAGAUGAAGGAAAAAGUAGGAGUCGAGGAACCCCACAUGCAAGAAUUCAGGAUUUCUGAUGAUGAGAUUCUGUGGUUUGGUGACAGGCUGUGUGUACCAAGAGACCAUGCUUUAAGGCGUGAGAUUAUGGGAGAUGCCCAUUAUACUAGCUAUACAAUCCACCCAGGGAGCACCAAGAUGUAUCGUGAUUUACGUAGUACAUUUUGGUGGCAGAACAUGAAGAGGGAGAUAGCUAGAUUUGUCUCACAAUGCUUGACUUGCCAGAAGUGGAAGUGGGAAAACAUCACCAUGGACUUUGUGACUGGAUUACCACGAACCUUAAAGGGUAAUGAUUCCAUUUGGGUCAUCGUUGAUCGAUUGACCAAAUCAGCUCAUUUCUUACCUUACCGGACUGGCACCUCCAUUGAAAAGCUUGCUAAUAUGUACAUGGAGGAGGUAGUCAAACUACAUGGAGUCCCUGUGUCUAUUGUGUCAGAUAGAGAUACCAGAUUUUUGUCUCAUUUCUGGACUAGCUUACAGCAGGCACUCAAUUGGAAGGGUUCGUGGGAUCAACACUUAUCCAUGGCUGAAUUUGCGUAUAAUAAUAGUUAUCAGUCUAGAAUCCGCAUGGCACCGUUUGAGGCUUUGUAUGGUCGAAGGUGUAGAUCACCUGUUUGUUGGACAGAAGUGGGCGAAAGGAGCAUUUUAGGCCCAGAAUUGGUGCAGCAAUCUUCUGAGAUUGUGCAGUUGAUCAAGGAACGCCUUCAUGCUGCACAAAGCAGGCAGAGAAGCUAUGCGGAUAGAAGGAGACGAGACCUUGAGUUUGGCAUCCGGGGAAAAUUGAGUCCGAGGUAUAUUGGACCAUAUCCUAUCUUGGAAAGGAUUGGCGAGGUAGCUUAUAAAUUGGAGUUGCCUGGAAAUCUAGCGGGUGUUCAUGAUGUGUUUCAUGUGUCUUUACUUCGGAAGUAUGUUCCCGACCCGAAUCACAUCAUUAAUCCUGAACCAAUUCAACUCCGGGAGGAUCUUACUUAUGACGAGCACUCGAUCCGCAUUUCAGAUUUCAAGGAGAGAAUAAUGCGGAGAAGGACCAUUCGUUUUGUUAAGGUCUUCUAGGACAACCAUUCGGUUGAAGAAGCUACUUGGGAGUUGGAAUCCAAGAUGAGGCAGGAACAUCCGCACCUCUUCCAAGAUUGAGGUAUGAGUUUAGGGGACUAAACUCCUUUUUAGGAG